Messenger RNA from Fusarium venenatum, 1092 nucleotides. Lineage: Eukaryota; Fungi; Ascomycota; Sordariomycetes; Hypocreales; Nectriaceae. The record is from RefSeq and is a predicted model, not a curated record.
AUGCACUUAUCGUACUCGGCAACAGCAUUGACGACUGUUUACUCGGCCCCUAUGAUUUUCGAUCGAAACGCGCAUUCUGUCCCAGCUGUCGUUCGCGUUGCCGACAUUCUGUGGGGCGCUGCUGGAAUGUCUGGCUUAUAUCCCGGCUCGUCUAUCGCACCGCCCACCUCAGUUUACUCUCUUCCACUUGAUCUGAUCGAUCGAGUUGGCGGGUGGGAUUGCGGUAGCGAGGCUAUUGGCGAAGAUCUACACAUGUACAUCAAGUGCUUCUUCGCUCUCAACGGUAACCUGACAAGUCGGGUUAUCUACAGCCCUAUUAGUCAGAGUAAUGUUACUGGUGGCGGCGGCCUUUUGAAAGAUGCCCGAGCCCGGUACAAGCAGGCUCUCCGUCACAUGUGGGGUGCUCUUGACACAGGUUUCGCUCUUUGUAAGCUUGUUCAGCUAUGGAAAGAUCGGAAGCAAACCUGUCGAGCCUACCAGCCGCUUCACUACACACUCUCAGACACCAACAACGCCGCCAUUCCCGAGACUUACAUGAAUGAUGAACAAAUUGAUCAUCCCUAUAUCGACAAUGGCAUCUUUUCUAGUAUUCAGAAGGAUACUGUCGAGCAACCUCAUUGGAAGCGGAUCUUCUACAUGAUGCAUCGCCUUUUUGAAGCCCAUUUUCUCCCAGUUCACAUGGCCAUUCUGGUUGUUGCUUCCGCACUGUACGUCAAGCUCACAGAAAACAACAAUGAUCCAAGGAACCUGGCUUGGAUUUUUAGCUGGUGUAACAUCAUCCGCAUCUAUGGUUUCUUUCAGAUUGCGAUAUACGUGUCUUUAUACGAGAGUUACCACCAGGCAGGAGUAUCGAGUCGCGAGAGGGAAAUGGUCAAGGCUGGUUUGGCUGAUGGGAUGGACUUUUCCAGGCGAUCUCUCAAGAAGAAUUGGCAUGAUUACCUUGCCGUUCCGAUUGUCGCUCCGUUAUAUGGUACCAUUCCCAGUGCCCAGGCUCUGGUCUGCCAGCUUUGGGGUCAGGAUCUGGUUUACACCGUGAGCAAGAAGGCUACUAGGCGACAGAUACCUGUCGUUAAAGUGGACGAUAUGGCGUAA